Molecule: messenger RNA, 4032 nt
Organism: Drosophila simulans
Lineage: Eukaryota; Metazoa; Arthropoda; Insecta; Diptera; Drosophilidae
Product: glycine, alanine and asparagine-rich protein
Exons: 5
Coding region: 619-2535 (638 amino acids)
Source: RefSeq, a predicted model, not a curated record
GUUUUGGUCAGUCAGCAGUUGGCUUUCGUCGUGUUUGGUUCGCCGAAGGAGCGCUUGGAGCUUUGAAUAAAUCAAACCAAAACAAACCAAAUCGCAUAAUUCAAAAAUAAAAGAAACGCACUCUGAAAUUUAAUAUAGAGUUUUGAAUAGUGUUGCUGCUGAGUAAAGAGCUUACCCCCUCGGAAAAUUCUCUUUGAAAGUGUGCCAAAUCGCGUUCACCGCUGGGUUAUUGAAACUCAAAACUGUGCUAAUAUAGUUUGUGAACUGCGUGAGCUACUUAGCAAAACAAAGAAAAAAACCGCCAAAAAUUCUGACAAGUGCCAAAACGUUGCAGCGAACCCAAUCCGCACAAGUGUUACAAGUGUGUUCAGUGCUAAAGAUACCAGCGAGUCGAGUUGCAUCUUAAGCUGCAACUUUGAUAUUGUCGCAUUUUGGCAGCGCCUGCUUCAGUUCAAUUGUCUGGUCUUCGGGCGAACAGCUCACUCCACGCAGGACAUCAAAAAAACUGCCAAAAUUCCGAAGAAUCCGAGGAAAACACCAAAAACAUCGACACGUACCGCAUCGGCAACCGGUGGCGGUGGGGGAGGUGCUGGCGGAGGCGCCACCACCAGCACGAAAAUGGCAUCUAAAAGAAAAGCCUCGGUGUUGCUGCACAAGGAAACCAUUCCGGCAACACCGGUCGUGAGCACCGACACAGCCAGCGUGGUUGGUGUGGGCGUUGGAGGCGUCGGUGGAGGAGGGGCGGCAGCUGGCGCAGGAGGCGGAGCAGGUGGCGCUGGCGGACUCCUGGGCGAUGUGGUCAGUGGACUGGGCGGCGGCCUCGUCAACGAGUCCGAGGCCUACGCCGGCCUGAUGAAGGACGCGGACAAGCUGAAGCUGAUGCUACUAGCCUGGAACUACCAGAACUCGACGGCGGUGCGAAAUGGAACCGAGGGUCCCGAUUUGAGUGUGGUGGGUGGUCUCUGGGCGCAGUACCAGAACGCUCUGGCCCAAAACGCGGCAGCUGCGGCGGCGGCCAGUGGCAAGAUGGACAGUUCGCUGUCGCCGGUGCCGCGACAGGAUGCCCACUCGCCCAUGGAGACGCAGGACGAGACUAACUCCUCCGGCCAGAAGGAGGAGGACGAGGUGUCCGAGGAUGACUCCGAUGACAAGCUGGACGAGAAACUGGCCACCACACACGAUCCCGAGCGGCUCAAAGCCUUCAAUAUGUUUGUGCGGCUGUUUGUUGAUGAGAAUCUCGAUCGCAUCAUUCCCAUCUCGAAGCAGCCCAAGGAGAAGAUUCAGGCCAUAAUCGACUCUUGCGCCCGGCAGUUUCCGGAGUUCAGCGACCGAUCCCGCAAACGCAUCCGCACCUAUCUGAAAUCGUGUCGGCGCAACAAGAAGACCCGCGAUGGAUGGGAGAAUACGACUCGGCCCACUCCCGCUCAUCUGACAUCCGUGCAGGCGGAGCAAAUCCUGGCCAUCGCCUGCGAGAACGAAUCUAUGAACGCCAAAAGAAUGCGCAUCGGCCUGGAGCCCAUCACGCACGCAGUUCCCGCUCCUGGAAGCGCGGUGGCCGCUGCAGCAGCCGCGGCUGCGGCCGCAGCGGUGGUGGCUGCCACAAGUUCCAGUGCCGGCGGCACCAGCACCACGGCCGCCGGCAAUGCCACUGCUACCUGCGGCAUGGGCGGUGUUGGGGAUGCUACCGGUCUGACCAGCGCAGCAGCCGCAGCUCUUCCGUUCGUCAGCGCCGUCGGCUUCGCCCGCUCCACGCCCAAUUCGGAGCACGCGGAUGUCCUGCCCUUCGGAGGGGCGGGCACUGCGGGUGGCAGCGGGGGCGGUGGAGCCGCCGGCGGAGGCGGGGGUGGUAUGAGCUCGGCGCGCAGCUCUCCCUUGGCCCUCAGCUCGAAUGCCAGCGUUAGUGGCGGCGCCAGCGUCACCGGAUUGACCCUCGCCAAUGGAGCAGGCGCCUCCAACGGAGCUGGUCUGCCGGCCAGCAGUCCGUACACCACUGACUUCAGCUCCCCCUCGACGGCCUCACCUUUUGUCGCAGCAGCUGCAGCCGUGGCCGCCGGCAGAGCCCCCAGCUAUCCCGGAUACUUCCCCGCAGUGGCUGGCCUGGGAAAUGUUACGCCCACCGAUCUCUCGAUGAAACCGACCAGCGGCCUUGGCGGCAACAUGGUCAGCAACAACAACAGCAACAGCUCCGUGACCGGCAACAUCAAUUCGCAGCUGAGCGCCGCCAAUCUGGCCAGCCUGAGCAAUGCGAGCAACAACAACGCAUUGGUGACCGCCACCCAGCAGUUGCAGCAGCUGCAGCAGCAACAGCAGCAGCAGCAACAGCAGCAGCAACAACAGCAGCAACAACAACUGCUGGUGGCCGGCGGCGGCGGGAUGGACGGCCAAUCCGUUCGAGCGCCGCCCAUCCUGCCGCACAAACUGAGCGCCAACGAGGUGACGGCCGCCCGGCAGGUGAUAUCCGCUUACCGCGAGAGUGCCGCCUUCCUGCUCCGCACCGCCGACCAGGUGGAGCAGCUGCUCGUCCAGCAGCAGUAGGUGUGGCCCGUGGUGGGGGCGGGGUUGUUCCUAUUUUAAAUUAAAUUUAAAAUGAAUUACACACACUGCAAACAAAAGAGACACACACACAAGCCAAACUAAGCGAAAAUAGUCAAACCAUAUAGCGCAAAACUAAGACGACUAACACUUUCUCACAGGAUGCAAGGCAGAACCAUAUGUAGCUAAAGAAGUUCGUUCAAACAAAACAUUUUAAGUGUUUUUUCCUCCAACUACGUACAGCAUAUUAAAAAUAGAACUUAACGAUAAACAAAAACCAAAAGAAAUAUUGCAAAUAUCACAACAGUAAAAUAGUAGAGCUGCUUGGUACUGAGCUCAAUUCGAUAUUUUAACCACAUUCAACUUCGGUUUCCAUAGACAUUAGAAGAUAUUCACUAUAGGGAUGGUUUCAAUACAUUCUCUUUCUUCCGAAUUUCUCUAUGAACUAAUUCCUUAAAUUUGACUAAGAUUAGAUGCAAUUCAGAUACCAAGGCGGCUCUAAUAAAAAUAAAGCCAAGCAGCAGUUCAACGUACUACAGUGUCUACUAAAAGUAAACCUACAAUAGCCAUACACAAACACUCGCAUUCAUUUUGUUCAACUUUUAUUAUCGCAUUUUUUUGGACUCUCAAUCCUUUGGAUAGCCGCAGAUUCUGGGCCGGUUUUUAAGAUGCGCGAUUUGUUAAAAAAUUUAAAUAUGAUAAAUAAGUUAAAGUAUUGUUGUAAAUUUUAAGAAAAUGGAAAAAGAAGAAAAAAACAAAAAAAAUCGUAAAACUAUGAGAAAACACAGGGUGAUACUUUGAGAAAUUAUUACAAUGCAUAAGCUAAAAAUUAAUUAAAGAAAAUGUAAAAAAAAUUUAUGGAAAUGAGGUAAGGCAUAGAUGUUGGUAAAUGUGUAUUUAAAGUUUAGAAAUUACAAUUACAAUUUGUAUACUGUUCAGGAUUAAUUGUUCUCGAUUACCAUCAUCUGAGUUUUUAUCUUAUUUCAUUUUUAUUAGGUGUAUAUAAUUUUAAAGUUUUUAUUCUGAGACAUUUAUGUUUAACUGUUGCUUUUUACUCACCUUCGAUUAUUGAAUAGAUACGGAAUAAAAUAUUUAAAUACAAAAUAGCAUUUCAUGUUUUUUGCAAAUAUAAAUGUGCAUGUUAAAAUAAGAAACACUUACACAAACUCAUAGAAACACAUGGAACAUUGGUAUGUAUGAGUGUGCAGAACGACAUGGAGAUCCGCUAUGCAAGGCAAAUUAUAGAAUUUAAUUAUAUAAAUUAAUUGCUAAAAUUAUUUAACCACAAAUAAUUAUGACUAAACCAACAUAGAUACUCCAAACGAACUUGAUGGCUUGCAGGAGAAAUAUUUAUACGGAAUACUUAAAUAUAAUGUAAUGUGUGGCAUUUGCAUUGAAGAGUAAACUAAUUAAACAAACACGAGGGCAACACAAAUGAAACAAGACAUUUUAAAAAUCGAAUUAAUAAAGAAUUUAUGAGAAUUAUAUGUACAUUACAAA